This is a messenger RNA of Plasmodium vinckei vinckei, 1152 nucleotides long. RefSeq names its product conserved Plasmodium protein, unknown function. The record is from RefSeq and is a predicted model, not a curated record. The transcript has 2 exons. Bases 1 to 1152 code for a protein of 383 amino acids. Lineage: Eukaryota; Apicomplexa; Aconoidasida; Haemosporida; Plasmodiidae. Gene Ontology annotation, molecular function: protein binding.
AUGGACAACGACGCUGAGAUUAUGAAUAAAUGUUUUAAAGGAGGCAAAAAAUUUUGCUUUUAUCCAAAGAUAAUAAAUAUUGAACAGAAUAAUGAAAAUAUUGUAUUGCAUAAUUGUAUUCAAACUUUAUUAUCCGACCCAAUAGUUGUUUUAUAUACAGACGAUAAUUAUAUUUGCACAGGGACCCUCACUGGAAAAGUAUGCCUACAUAAGAUUACUAAAAAGGUAGACAAAGAAACAAAUACAGAGGAAGUGGCAGUUGGUGAAAACGAGAAUGGGAAUAAAAAUUUGAUUAAUAGUGGUGUAGAGGUUGAAAAGGCUUUAAGUAGUAAUGCGGGGGAAGUUAAUAAAAAUAAAAGUGACAUAAAAAAUGAAGUAUUUGAAAAAUAUCAUAUUUUAUGUAUGUUCAGACCUAAUAGUAUAAAAUCAAUCUACAUUGAUAAAAAAUAUGUAUAUAUUUAUUACGAGAGUUGUAUUGAUGUUUUUUGUAUAAAAACAUAUAAUUUUAUAAGAAAAAUAAAUAUAGAAAUAAUUAAUAAUAAACAAGCUAUAUCUUUUGAAAAUUUGAUUUUAUUUAAUAAUUCCAAAAGCUUAUUUAUAUAUGAUAUUACAAAUAAUUAUAUGAGUUAUUUUUAUAAAAAUUUUUUAAAAAAUAUUGUUAUAUUUGAUUUUAAUACAAAUUAUUUAUUAUGUUAUAAAAAUAAUUUUGGAAAAUGUCAUAUAAGAGUUUUACAGAUUUAUAUAAAUGAUGAUCAUUGUCAACAUGAAUUAAUUUUUUGUGUCGACUUUUCCUCAAAGUUUAUUAGUCAUGGCAAAUUUUUAGACGAUGAAAAAAUUAUAGUUGCAAAAAAUGGAAAACGUUUAAUUAUAUUUGAUUUUAAAAAAGCUGUUGAUAUGUAUAGAAUUAAAAAAUUAAAAACAAAAGUUUUAGACAUUUAUAAAUCAGCAGAAAAUAUGUUAUUCAUAUUAGUUGAAAAUCAAAUAUAUAUAUUUAAUUUAUCAGCAUAUAUUUUUUAUAAAUGUAUGCAAUUACCUACCGGACUUUUUUAUUUUAAAUGGCCUUAUUUUAUAAGACACAAAAAUAAUAAAAUUAUAUUCUCAUCAGAUCGAGGAAUUUAUUAUAUUGAUUAUCAUAUUGAAGAAAGUGAAUAA